AUGCAGGCAGAGACGCUGGACCGCGCGACGCUCGAGGCGGCGGCCAAGUUCGAGGUGUUUGACGGCGGCGGGAACAAGGUCACGUUCGGCUCGCUGUUCGCGGAGCAGAAGACGGUCGUGGUGUUCAUCCGCCAUUUCUUCUGCGGGUCCUGCAAGAUGUACGUUGAAGACCUGGCGCAGGUCCCUGCGGCGGCGCUCGCUGCUGCGGGCACCCGGAUUGUGCUGAUCGGAUGCGGCGACUGGGCGGCCAUCCAGGCAUACCACGAAAUGACAGGUUAUGCUGGCGCGAUCUACGCGGACCCGACGCGCGCGCUGUACACGCAUCUCGGGCUCGUCGACAACCUCAAGAACACGCUCAACAGCAUCAAGACGGGCUACCUCGCGUACCCGGCGCUGACGUUCAAGGCGGGGAAGGUGUCCCAGAACGGCGGCGACUUCGUCCUCGGCCCGGGCGUCCGCUGUGCGUUUGUGCACCGGAUGCAGAACACGGAGGACCAUGUGGAAGUCGUGGAUCUAAUGAAGGCGGCCGGCGUUGAUUAUGCGCCUUGA
Messenger RNA from Mycena indigotica, 549 nucleotides. RefSeq lists its product as uncharacterized. The record is from RefSeq and is a predicted model, not a curated record. Lineage: Eukaryota; Fungi; Basidiomycota; Agaricomycetes; Agaricales; Mycenaceae. The transcript has 9 exons. Bases 1 to 549 code for a protein of 182 amino acids.